This is a messenger RNA of Scylla paramamosain (green mud crab), 4845 nucleotides long. Its product is annotated as mucin-2-like. The transcript is spliced from 6 exons. Lineage: Eukaryota; Metazoa; Arthropoda; Malacostraca; Decapoda; Portunidae. The record is from RefSeq and is a predicted model, not a curated record. Bases 834 to 2561 code for a protein of 575 amino acids.
CUGGGAAGGAUAGCGGGCGGCGGUAGAUGAGAGAGAAAAGUUCCUUGGUGGAGGAUCGCCUGUUGUUACGAAGACGGCGGACGAGGAGGUGGUGGUGUGGUGGUGGUGAUGAUGGCGGUGGCAGUGUUGUGGUGACAAUGGUGUUGACGUGCUGAAGCGAGGUGCUCGUGUGGCUUGUGGCGAUGACGUGGGCGUGUGAGUGUGGGGUUGAUGUGACGCCAGUCGCUCUUCCCUGAUUAUUAUGUGAUGGUACAAGCAACUGUAGAAAAUAAUACAUACCCCUGGAGGGAAGUGUGCCACCAAGAGCUUAUAAAUAAGUGAACUCCCCGCACCCUCCCCCCACCUACUUUACACCCCCAGAGGAGCAGGAACAUGCCCGAAACGAAACGAAAACUUUCAACUCCAUUUUGAAACUAAUCGCUCAGCCAUAUAACCUUUCAGUACAGCUAGGCGCAGCUCGCAGGGACGUGAUGACGCGCUGAGGGAUAACAGAGAAAGCAAACAAAACACUUAUACGUAUCAGCAAACAAGCGACUCUCUCAAGCUGAUCGAUAAUGAGUUAAAAAGGAGGAACGGUAGAAGAUCGAUUAAAAAAUACCAAUAGACGACCUUGGUAGUUGCUCCUCUCCUAAAACACAGAGAGAGAGAGAGAGAGAGAGAGAGAGAGAGAGAGAGAGAGAAAGAGAGGGUGAGGGGCAGGUAAGAAGACAGAGAGCGUCUUGGCAGUGCAGCAGAUGGAGGAGAGGAGGACGCAAACACCACAGCGACGCGCGAGACCGAAAAGUCGUCAUCAUUAAUGGAGGAGGCGGGUGGAGGCGGCGUCCCCCAGUAACAUGUCGGGCCUGUUAAGCAUCGGGUCCCGAGCGGCCAGUGUGCGUCGCCAGCGUCGUCACCUCGCGUCCACCUCCGCCCACACCUCCCCGACGCACUCCCACAGGUCGUCCCUCACCCAUCUGUCCCCCGGCGAGUUCCACCGUCCCUCUACCCACAGCGCCCCAGUCAGCCCUACCCACACGCCUGUCUCCCCUAAGUCACCCCCGUGCCAUAAGCGCCCCACCAACCUUAACCUCCUCGCGCCCCCUAGUGAAACACCUCAGCAAGGGGCGAAGAGCGCACCCGUCACGCCCCACUAUCGCUCCAGGUCGCGCAGUGAGUCAACAAAGGCAGCGAGGUCAAGUGGCGGGUCACCUUCAUUUGCGAGGCCCAGAGGUGGAUCAUCUGUUUUCGCUGCACGGUCAGAAAAUGAGUCACCUACUUUGAUAAGGACAAGGAGCAGGUCGAGAAGUGGGUCACCGCCGCUCGUCAGUGUGCAGACUGGUUCACCUACGUUCGUGAGGUCAGAGGACGGCUCAUCUGAGUUCGUAAGGUCACAUGACGAAUCGCCUACGUUUGUAAGAUCAAGGAGUGGAUCACCUACGUUCGUAAGGUCACAAAUUGGAUCACCUACGUUCGUAAGGUCACAAACUGGAUCACCUACGUUCGUAAGGUCACAAACUGGAUCACCUACGUUCGUAAGGUCACAAACUGGAUCACCUACGUUCGUAAGGUCACAAACUGGAUCACCGACGUUCGUAAGGUCACAAACUGGAUCACCUACGUUCAUAAGGUCACAAACUGGAUCACCUACAUUCGUAAGAUCGAGAAGUGGAUCGCCUACGUUCGCGAGGUCACACAGCGGGUCAUUCAGACGCUCCCGGUCCAUCAGCAGGUCACGCACGCCCAUCAUCAGCAAGUCGUGCACACCGUCCCCGUCUGAGGCGCAGGACGGGUCGUUCAGCCCCUCACCGCCCUACCACACGUCGCCGCGCGCCUCCCUCACCUCCUUCACCAGAUCGUCACCGUCGCCGUCUCCUUCAUUCAGGGAGUCGCCCACUCGUCACCCAUUCUACCUCAGAGGAACCCGCGCCACCUCUUGGUCCUUCAGGGGUUCCUCCGCCACCACGCCCCUCAGCCCCGCGCCCCCCUCCACCUCCACCUCCUACAGCACCUUCGACUCCCUCCCCUGGGGUCUUAGUCACUUCCACCACCAGGUGUCUGUGGACGACCGACGGCAGCUCUUUUCGGCGGGCAAGCUAAACGUAGAGACCGGGAUGUCGGCUUACGGCUCCAUCGUUUACCAGAUGAAGGACGCCAACAUGGAGGCGAACAGCACCUGCGAGUUCGUCUACAAGGCGCUCAAGAUCUUUAGCAAGACAGUGCUGAUGACUGUGCUGCUCAUCAUCACAAUAGCCGUGCCGGUGCUGAUGGUGAUCAUUGGCGUGCAGUACCUCCACGAGUGUCCCCUGGAGCCCAACAUCCCAAUUUACCUCCUCGUGGGCGGCUGCUUCGGUACAAUGAAGAUGCUGUGGCUCGUGUGUCAACAGAUACGGUCACGGCGCUACGAGAGGAUUGAUGACGCCCUUCGCCGAGGACAGCCUGGACGAAAUCUUCACCUCGACCAGCUACCGGGCGACCGACGUGGCCCUCACCAUCUUCCUCAUCGUGUGGUUCGGCAUGGGAAACUACUGGGUGUACCGCAUCUAUCCGCCCAACUUCCUCUUCACCCUCUUCGCGCCCAAUGACUGGUGCUCCAAGACGCUGUACCUCUUCGCAGUGGCUCAGCUACUCUUCGUGUACGCCGUGCUCGGGUGUCUGCUGGUGCUGGUGUUCUUCCUCGCCUGCGGCCAGAAAUGUGUCAUGCUGUUCGGUGAGAGCUACAAGUGAGCCAGGGAGAGCCGACGGCGGGCCCGAGAGGCACGGAGGAAGAAGAAGGCGGCGGCGGCGGCGGCAGCAGCGGCGUCUGCUUCAGCUGCUGCAGCAGCCAGCACCCAGCAGCACCAUGACAACCAGCGUAAGGACAGCGAGGGGCGCUGCGACGCGCUCAUGAACGGCCGCCGCUGUGACGACAUGUCGGAGGGGAAGCAGGACACCCGGAGCGAGGGAGGGCUGAGGGUCAUCUCCACCAUGCCGCCACGCAAGAGCAGCAUCGGGGACUACAUGAACCUGUCCAAGCAGAGCGCCAUAUUCCAGAACGCGGACGUUCGCCACAGUCCUCUGUCCUCCCUGGAAGUGCCUGGCAGUGACGACCCCGCCGCCGACGACCACAGCGAAGGGGCGGAGGGCAGGGCGAAGCGUGUUUUGCUCAUGGUGUGAACUGGGCGUGAAGCCUCGCCACUCCCUGCCCCCCGCCCCACUCAAAACUGUCCCUACGCUCUCCGAUGCCUUUCAUUCACUGUGUAGAAAAUACCAAAGUAGCAUUUGUACGUACCAUGAAAACGCCUAUCACUGACUCACGCCACCUCCACUUCUCUCUGUAUAGUUAGCUCGACCCGGAGGCGCCUCGGCCCGCCUCGUCCAAGCCGUGUACAUAGCAGAGCAUAGCGCCGGAGUGCCGCCGCUCUGAGGAGAGGCGGCACACACACCUCGAGGGAGAACCGGCCGCUGGAGAGAGGUAAUGAGCCGACUUUAUUCCCACACCGAGCACCGUGCACGUGUCCUUCCCUUGCGAGUGCUGCCCGAGUACCUUUCACACUGACGACAGGGUGUGAGAAUGCACACGAGUAUUUCUAUAUAGAUGGUCUUUACCUAGCAACGCUCAGCCAGUCUAGGGACAAGUCACACUCCAUCGCUUGGCAGACCUGAUCAAUCCCUCACUGAAUGGUAAUCAAUGUUGAAAUCAAAAUAACGUUUAGAGAAAGCACUACAUACAUACAUGCAUUAAACACAUACAUGCAAACAUACAUACAUAGCUAAACGCCAUGCAACGCGUCACACUGGUGCAGGAGGUUCCAGGCCAUUAGGUCAAUACUUCACGCCUCUCCGCCUCUCCCUCCCCAUCACUAAUCCCCACUCAGCCUCCCUCCCCUCAAAGCCAUCCCACUUGCCCUACCGUUGCCUUUACACUCCUUUUCCUUUCGUGUCUUCUCCUCUAUGCUCACUAUCCUCUCUUCCCUCCCAGCAUUGUAUGUCUCGCUUAAUAUCACAUCGUCCUCCUCCUCCUCCUCCUCCUCCUCCUCUCUACGUAUAUAUCAAGCCUUGCCCGCCCCUCUCCCUCUUCUUUUCUCUUUAAUUCAUCCCUGUCUCGCCUCUCCACCAUCGCUGUUUCCUCCUGUUCUUUAUUUUUUCCACCAACGAAGCACACGUUUAGCCAUGAAUUCAAGGAACGAGAAAGCUUUCCUAUACUCCUUUCCUUCCUCCGCUUUUUCUCCUCCUCCUCCUCCUCCCCCUCCUCCUCCACCAGCAGCCGGACCCUCCCGCGGGAAUUUCAGACUUAAUAAGCAUAAGACUAAAACAUAUCAAAACGUCUUUCCUAACGUUACUUAGAAUAACAGGCAGGCUUUCCUCGUGCAUUUAUUAGCCCAUAAGCGAUGCACACUUGGUCCCCGGUGUUGCAAGGCGGCGGGUCGAACCUUCCCUUGGUGGAGGCGACCAGUCAACACCGCGCGUGCUGACACCGUACGCCAACCAGCGACCCGUGUGUCCUCCCGUUCAGCCAAUGCAAAGCGAGUGUGUCCUCCCGUUCAGCCAAUGAGAAGCAAGUGUGUCCUCCCGUUCAGCCAAUGAGGAGCUAGUGCGUCCUCCCGUUCAGCUAAUGAGGAGCGAGUGUGUCCUCCCGUUCAGCUAAUGAGGAUCGAGUGUGUCCUCCCGUUCAGCCAAUAAGGAGCUAGCAUGUCCUCCUCGACCAAUGAGAAAUUAGUGGGCAUUCCUGCUCCCCUACUUACAAACAAGCAUUCUAUUGUUGUUGUUGUUGUUGUUGAUGAUGUUUUCUUAUUUUUCCAUCAAUUGUGUCAAAGAAGAUAUUUUAUUUUUUCCCAUUUGCACCGGUGGGAAAUAAAUAAGAAUUUGAUCCCCCUAAAUGCCAGAAAA